Messenger RNA from Yarrowia lipolytica CLIB122, 1344 nucleotides. RefSeq lists its product as uncharacterized. The record is from RefSeq and is a predicted model, not a curated record. Lineage: Eukaryota; Fungi; Ascomycota; Dipodascomycetes; Dipodascales. Gene Ontology annotation, cellular component: Golgi apparatus; fungal-type vacuole membrane. Gene Ontology annotation, biological process: manganese ion transmembrane transport; Golgi calcium ion transport; Golgi calcium ion homeostasis. Gene Ontology annotation, molecular function: manganese ion transmembrane transporter activity; calcium ion transmembrane transporter activity.
AUGAAACUCUCAACUAUCACAACGCUGGUACUGGUGACUCUAGCCGGUGCCACUGCUGCCAACCUCGAGGAGAACGACCAUGCUAUGAAAACGGCACCCAAGGACUACGCCGCUCGAUACGGCUCCGAAGUGGACAAGGGCGACAAGUUUGUGGCCCAGGGACGUCCCGACGUGGAGGAUCAUGAGCGAGAGGACGACGAGGGAUCCGAGGCUGCUAAGAACGCCAAAGUCAAAAACACCAACGGCAAGCCCGCAAAGCCCGCCAAGACUGUAACUGACAAACAGCCCACUGUCAUUAACGACUACGACCCCAACAACAUUGGUCAAAACGAAGCCGAGGUCGAUAUUGCCAAGGACGCCGCUGAGCGGGCUAAGGAGGACCGAGUGGCUGCUGUCGUCGGAGUCACCGAGUCUGCCAACGAUGCCACUGGCUCCAAAUCUUCCUCCUCCUCCUCUUCUUCUGGCUCUACCACCACCACCAAACCCGCUUCUUCAGUCACCGAUGUUCCCGUGGAUGACGACAUGUGGCACACGUUUGUCAUGGCCUUCUCCAUGAUCAUCACAUCCGAGAUUGGCGACAAGACCUUCCUACUGGCCGCCAUCAUGGCUUCCAAACAUUCGCAUUUCACCAUUUUCUCGGCCGCCUUCUCAUCGCUGGCUCUGAUGACCAUCCUGUCGGCUCUAAUGGGCCAGGCUUUUCUCCUUUUCGUUUCUCCCCGACUCGUUGGCAUCGCAGCAGGUGUGCUUUUCCUUGUUUUCGGAAUCCGACUGCUGCAUGAAGCCACACACAUGGAGGGCGUUUCCAUCAAGGACGAAAUGGCCGAGGUGGAGUCUGAGAUCGAGGCUUCCGAGAUGAACGAAAAGAACCGAGAUCUCGAGGCUGGUACCUCUUCCUCCUCGUCCGGAGAUACUACUCUUCGUCGACAAAAUUCUGCUCCUGGAAUCACCGAUGACGGCCUCGGCGAGCAGGGAUACUCGUUCGAUAUCCGAAAGGCCUCCAAGCCUACCAUCAAGCAGUCGCUAGCCGAUAUUUCUAACGGGUUUUCCAACCUGGCCAGUCUGGUACUGUCGCCGGCUUGGGUCCAGAUCUUCGUCAUGACCUUUCUGGCCGAAUGGGGCGACCGGUCGCAGAUCAGCACAAUUGCCAUGGGCGCUGGUUCCAACUUCUGGCCUGUGGUUUUCGGCGGAGUGAUUGGCCAUGCUUGUUGCACCUCUGUGGCCAUUAUUGGAGGCAAGCUGCUUGCCCAGCGGGUGUCCAUCCAGCAGAUUACUGUGGUUGGCGCCGUGGCUUUCAUCAUUUAUGCCAUUCUUUACUUCUGGGACAUUUACUCCACUUGGCAGUAG